AUGAGUGAUAAAGAAGCUCAGAUCAGCUUGGUACUGGAUGCCAUUCUUGCCACGGGGAUCUCCAAACCUCAGCCUGAUGAUGCUGUGACGCUGGAUAUUCUCCUAUCUAAUGUCCUACCUGCUUAUGCGAAUCAGCAGACAACGAAUGACCGGUUUGUUCUGAAGAUCUUCAAGGCCAUACAAAUCAUUGCUGUGCGAUCCAAAUCUGCACUGGUUGAAAGUCUCAACUACCAGAGUAUACUGGUCAAUGUUGUGCAGUUUUUCAAUUCCACAAUAUACUCAAACGAGAUAAUAGAAAGUGCAUAUUCUGCUAUCAUUCAAAUGAUAAGCGAGGUUUUUUCCGGGAAAAUACGCAACGAGAAAUACCAAAGUGACAUAACUGAGUACCUGGCCUCGUAUCUUGAUGAGCAUUUGAACGCAUUGAUCUCGGAAAUCAACUCUGUCAGUACGGUGGUAAUGUACGAUGAAUUGCAGAGGCAUAAUUCUGAUCUUGUAUCUCAAUUGAGCAUUUGUGCUCAUGUUCUACAGAUUGUGCUCAAUUUCAGCAGCACAGGACUGAAUGGAUUGGAUCUCCAGCACUCUUUGACUCUGGAAAGUUUCAUACGAAAACAGUGGUUUCUUCUUGACAACUUUGUCUCGUUCAUAGGGAAUGAAGAGCGCUUUUCUGGAAUUCUGAGCUCGUUAUAUGGGUUGAUGUUCAAGAGCCUUUACUAUUACACUUUUGCAUCGGACUAUCUGAGGACCGAGAGGUUGAGUCAGCUAAGUUCUAACAUCCAGCACUUUUUGAACAAACCCAUGGUUUCCUACACAGAUGGAAAUAUUGCAGCCUCAUUGGCAGAGGUCAUAUUACUUACCAUGCUUCGUUGUAGUGAGCUUGAGUGUCUUCCGGUGUUUCUUUCUUCGGUCCAGGUAAAGCCUUUCCAUUUCAUAAAGGCAAAUGAUAGCACUCAAGAGCUUGAUCUGGCCCGCAUUCUGGCAAUGAUGGAGGCUGUCAGGCUAAAGCUCCAAGGAAGAUCUGAUGAUACACCUGAUUUUGUGAAGCCGUUUUUGAAAUCGAGACUGGAUAAUACCCACUUGGAGACCCUACAGUCUGAUGUAAUGGAGGCCAUUUAUCCACAAUCCAUGGAGACAAAGACAUUUGUGGGUUUCCAUUCAUAUGAGGAACGCCAGUCUCAGUUUAAAGGUCGUUUUUCAAGCGUUUUAGAGCCUUCUUUCACAGCUCUUGAUGUUUCUAGUUUCGUGAAAGACACCCUUGAAGGACGGGAGUUUUUUCUUGAGCAGUCUACUCAGGCAAGAGUUGAUAUUAUUUCACUUAUCAACUGUCUAGGGAAGUGUCUAUGUUGCCUCACUGGGGAUAUGGAUAGAUCUACUAUGAUCUGCUGCAAGUGUGAUGUGGUAGUCAACGAUUCCAUGUAUCUUCCAGAUGUCAUUGAUACUUCUAGAGUACCCCCAGAUGCUGUUAUUCUGAUAUCCCAGUUUCUAGAGAAGGUUAUCUUUUCCAAUAGUGAGAUUGUUUUGGAUCAUCUGAUCUGCACUGCUAUGCUUAUUACCAUGAGAAGGCUCUUUAUCUCAUAUCCAAUAUUUGCAAACACAGAUACUUACAGACGAUUUUGGGAUUUCUUGAAGACUUGCUUUCGAUCAAAAUCGAGGGAGGUCAGACUCUCUUCAGCAAAGUUAUACCCUUUCUUUCUUUUGCACCCGAGUAUCCAAGUCCGUGACUACAACGUUGACAUAAUAAUGACCGAGUUAAAUUCUAUUGGACCAGGGAAAGCCACCGAUUAUCUGUUUGAAGCUGUAAUUGUUGCCUGGGGUGAGUUGACCAUAGUGACUCCAGUAAGUGACAAACUGUUCGUGAUGUUGAAUCCCCUGAUACACUUCAUAGGCUCCGCAAAUCAGUUCCACUCUAGCAAGGCCAUUCAGGUGUUGGAAGUUGCCGCAAGCUCCAAGAAGCUCACCCCAUGGCAAUUGAUAGAGCCGUUCAUACCGUAUGUCUCUCUUACGGUGGUUCAGAAACUCAAAAGCAGACCAAGUUUCUUGACUUCAUUCUGUGAUCUAAUCAGAUUGGAUCCAAGGAACUUCCUCAGGAGGACAAUUCAGUAUACAGCUCCCUAUUUGAUUCGUUCAUAUAAAGACGAUAUCAUUGGUGAUAUCGCAAAACGCACAGGAGAGUCGAGACAUUCCAUUAUUCAGGCCACAUUCCCGAAGAUAUUGGCCCUGCUCAUAUUCACCGAGGAUGAAAUCAAUGAGACAAAAAUCAUGAAGAUACUUGGAAAUGCAUCACCAGCUUAUAAGGGCUUGAAGUGGAAGAUAUUCAUGGAUAGACUGGAUAUACUUCCUGUAUUCUACGAGGUGUUGGUCUUUAGUGGUCCUGAGGCUGAGGAUAAAGUUAUUCGGAAACUGAAGUGGUUAAUGCAUACUAAAGCUAGUAUCAGAGGAUCUAACGAUUUAGACGAGUUUCUGGGAUCUCAUAUUUUGCGAAUUAUUCAGACCAUCUCCGAGUGGAUUAACAAUGUUCGCGGUAAGGCUCCAUACAUUAGCCAAGUUCAGAAUCUGCGAGGACUCAAUACGUUGAUCAGAAUGGCAGGAAAUUCUUUGGUAUCAUGCCUUCCACAGAUUCUCAGUUGUUUGCAAGUCGGUGCUGAGCAACCGGGUCUCGUAUCAAAUGUCCUCAGAUGCAUAUACUCGCUUGUGGAGAUGCUUACCGAGGACCCUUUGGUUAUCAUAGGUGAUACAAUCCUAUCGUUUAUAUUGCAGAAAUACUCGAGUUUUGAUACUGAAUGUCAAGCUCGUGCAAAGGAGAUCGUCGAUCUUCUGUUUUCCGAAACCAAGUUGAGUUUCAAGAAAGCUACAUUUUGCGGUCAGAUAUUCUCCAUUGUGGGAUGUGAGGGUCUCUUGAGUUCCCUGGAGAACUCUUCCCAGAUGAUGCAACAGCAUAGAGGUUUUGCUGCAUAUACGUUGCUGGUGGAGCUAGAACGAAAGUCUCACUCAGACAAUAAGUGGGUAAUGCUUCAAACACUAGAAGACUUGGAAAGGUUCUUUGAGAGAUUUCAGAAGGAGCACCAGAACAUAUGUCUAAAUCAGAGGUCGUACGGCAAGGUCAUCAGGCUUCUCGUUGAUAGUUUGAUGAACGCAUCCUACAAAUUCAAAGACUCGGUUCCCGAGAUCCCGAAGAAAUGUGCUGUGAUGUUGUCGGCUAUUGGAUCUCUGGAUAACAGUCGUCUUGGUACAGACAAACUGAAGGGUUCUGAGGAUGUGAUGAUUCCCAUCACUUGCUUUGAAGACGGUUUGGAAGCAUCUAAGUUCGUGACACACUUUAUCAAUAAUGUUCUGGUUCCUGCUUACUGGGCUUCGGAAGAGUCGACCAAGCAACUUCUGUUGGCAUACACUAUGCAGGAGUAUUUAAAGUUUCUGGGACUAUUCAAUAAGGAUGUCGAAGUUCUGUCAAAACCUUCUAGCGACACACCUUCCCACGGAUUGUUAUGGAGCAGAUUCAAUCGUACGUCGCAGACAACGCUUGUGCCGUUGCUUCAUUCGAAGUAUAAGGUGUUUCCUGUUCCAGCUGCCACGGUAGAGUUCCCUGUUUUUAAAGAUGAUAAGCCUUACGCAGACUGGAUCAAAACGUUCACAAUGGAACUUCUGAAUCGUAUCAUUAGGGGAAAACUUGGUACCAGAUUCAGGAAUGCUACUGCUAUCACUGCGUGUGCAUCGCAUGCCAUAAAGGGUCAAGACAUUGUGAUUCCUCAGUAUCUGCUGCCGUAUUUUUGCUUAAUAUUAGUCACGGCAAGUGAGGACUCUGCACAGAUUAUUAAGAGCGAGUUCAUGGAAAUUUUGGAUGCAGAAUUGAGCGAAGAUGCUCAUUCUUCAAUCGCAGAUGGUCUCAGGUCUUGCUAUGAGUCCGUCUUCUCUGUGCUAGAUUUCUUCAGAAUCUGGCUCUCUUCCAGAAAACAGAAGAAGAUAUCUACCAAAGACAAAAACGUCACGCUUCACAAUGAUGCUUUCCAGGUUGAGGAGUUUCUGAGGUCGAUGUCGUUUUUCAUGCUAGCAAAGAAGUCUUCGCAAUCGAAUUCGUAUGAGCGGUCAGCCCUGUAUUUGGACCAAUUUUACAGAACAGAGAACAAGCUUGGGAAAGAACAGGACUAUUUUGAGUCUAUUCAGAAGGUAUACUCAGAAAUUGGAGAUCUCGAUGCCCUUGAUGGAAUCUUGAAGACCUUCUCCACACAAAGUUUGAGUGAGAAACUUCUUCAGUUCGAGUAUAGCAAAGACUUUUCAGUGAAACUAGAAGGACUUGAGACUUUGGCCUCGUCCCGCACAUAUGAUUCGGCUGAGCGCUGGAGCACUCGUACGCGUCUGUUCAAAGCUCUUUAUGAUCAUAAUCAUCAUGGCCAGCUUUUGGAGAAACUGAACAGCGGAGUGGCACACCAGGAGCUCUCUCUCGUUCCUGACAGGUGCAGAAAAGAAUGGGCCACUUUAGGAUUGCAAGCUUCUGUGUUUCUUGGAGAUUUGGCUAAUAUGAAGAGGUGGGUCUUUGAGACUGAACAAGUAUUCCUUCCUCCUUCGUUAAGUGGAUUUGCGCUUUAUGUCUAUGAUGAAGUUGCAAAAGGUCUGAUCAGUCUUUCGAGUUCCGAAUUUGAAGAGACCCUCAAGCACAUAGAUAAUGCAAGAGACCAUCUCGGUGUGUCUUUGAGAAGUACCAAAAACUCGUCACCUCUGAGAAACAAGGAGAUACUGAAUCUGCUUCAUAUGUUGUAUGACUUCCAUUGCUUGACAUCUGCAAUUUCCAAUCAAAACCAGCAGUCUCUUACCUCUGCCGUCGACCUUGUCAAAUCACGAUUGCGCAAUACUUCCAUGGAAUUUGAGAGCUCUUUCAAGAUGCAGUCACUGCAGACUUCUGUUUUAUCGUUAGGUCAAACAUCCCAGUCUGGACCCAUGUGGCUAGAGAACAGUAAGCUGGCUCGCAAGUCUGGAAAGCUAGACAUAGCAACGAAUGCCGUUAUGAAGGCAAUGAUGGAAGACACAUUAAAUGUUGAUGUGGAACAUGCUAAGCUUCUGUGGUCGCAAGGGGAGCAAAGGCAAGCAAUAUCAUUGAUGCGCACGUACCUGGAGUCUGAUGAAUCGCCUUCUCCAAAAGCACAGUUAAAGCUAGCUAAAUGGCUAGACCAGUCCGCCAAUGUCAGCUCUACUGAGAUCAUUCGAGAGUAUCUUUUAGCGUGCUCUCUGGAUAAGGAAUCUGGAAAGGCACAUUACCAUCUCGGUCGGUAUUACAACAAAAUCUUGGAUUCUCAAAUUGAAGGAGAUCCACGAGUCAAGAAGAGUGAGAAGGACUUCUAUGGCGAAGGUGAGCUGAAUGUGGUCAAGCAGUAUAUGAGAGCCAUUCAGUUUAGUCCUCGCUACCUUUUUGAGACUUUGCCAAAGGUGGUAACUCUUUGGCUUGAUUUCUCAGAGAGUUACAGAGAUCUUUCAGAGAUUCAAAACUUUUCCAAGGAAAAUAUUUUAUCACGCAGGGAGACCAGCUACAAUGGGAUUACGAAGAUUCUUACCAACUCGCUGAUGGCUAUGCCCAAGUACUAUUGGUAUUCAGUACUGUCCCAGCUGAUAUCUCGAAUACUCCAUCCGGAUGCCACAACUGCAAGUCUGAUCCAAAAGAUCGUUGUAACUUUGUGCCAGAACUAUCCUGAGACGUCUCUUUGGUCCGCAUUCUCGCAGUACAAAUCAACUUCUGAGGCUAGGCAGGCAAAAGGUACCGAGAUCUUUGAUGCUGUAAAGAACCUGCCGUGUAUUGUUAGCUCGGAUCUUGACAAUGGACGCAUUGUUCACUCAGCUCUCCAGUUUCUUGAGUCUCUACUAGGAAUCUGUAGAGUUGAUCUAGGCAAAAGGAAGACCUCGGCAGACUUGAAAGAUGACCUGAACUUUCAGCAUUCCGGAAGUUGUCUAGCUUUGUUCAUACCGUUAAGGUCAAACUUCCAGUUGGCUCUAUCGAACACUCAGGCGGUGCAGAAGAAAGGCUUCCCAUCUGAGACCAGAAUCAGAUUUCAAGCAAUUGACCGACAUGUUCAGAUCCUAUCAUCCAUGCAGAGGCCUCGAAGAUUGUUUGUGAAAGGUUCCAACGGUGGACGCUACAGCAUUCUUUGUAAACCUCAUGACGAUCUGAGAAAAGAUGCUAGACUGAUGGAGUUCACGACGGUUGUGGACAGACUACUGAAGAGGGAUCCCGAAUCUGAGAGGAGAAACUUACAAAUCUCCUCGUAUGCUGUUGUUCCCUUGAACGAGCAAAUGGGUAUCAUUGAAUGGGUUGAUGGUUGUAGGACUCUAAGGAAUAUCUGGUUGAGUUAUCUCUCUUCUGCUGGAAACCCUUGCGAUAUCGGAUAUUGCAAAAAGGCUUUGGCUGAUGAAAAGUCCACCGAGGAAAAGAUCAAGAAUUUUGAAAGACUGCUCGAUAAGUAUCCUCCGAUAUUUCAUUUGUGGUUUCUGGACCAGUUUCCGGAUCCUUCAACUUGGUAUGCCAACAGAAACAACUACGUGAGGUCAUCAGCAGUCAUGUCGAUAGUUGGUUAUCUGGUUGGAAUGGGUGACAGACAUGGAGACAAUAUUUUGAUAUCAGAGUCCACAGGACGGAUAAUGCAUGUUGAUUUUGAUUGUCUCUUUGACAAAGGGUUGAGUCUGGCAAUACCUGAAAGGGUUCCUUUCAGACUGACUCAAAACAUGGUUGAUGCCUGUGGAGUUACCGGAUACGAAGGUGCCUUCAGGAAAGCAUGUGAAGCCACAAAUAACCUGGUACGCACAAAUGAGUCUACUCUCAUGAAUGUUCUGGAGAGUUUCCUGUACGACCCCAUCAUUGACUGGAUGCCAAAAAAGCAGAAAUCAGCAACUAAGAGGAAGGUCCAGAAGAAUGAUCGAUACUACUCUCAAGCCGCACUAUCGGCAAUUAGAAGAAAAAUCAGAGGAGUCUUGGACGUGGAGGGUAUGCCUGUCAGUGUUGAAGGACAGGUUGAUGCUAUCAUAUUACAGGCUACAAACGUGGAGAAUCUUGCACAGAUGUACAUAGGCUGGAUGCCAUUUUUGUAA
Molecule: messenger RNA, 7062 nt
Organism: Kuraishia capsulata CBS 1993
Lineage: Eukaryota; Fungi; Ascomycota; Pichiomycetes; Pichiales; Pichiaceae
Exons: 2
Coding region: 1-7062 (2353 amino acids)
Biological process (GO): telomere maintenance; protein phosphorylation; DNA damage checkpoint signaling
Cellular component (GO): nucleus
Molecular function (GO): protein serine/threonine kinase activity; protein binding
Source: RefSeq, a predicted model, not a curated record